CAAAAAAAGGCAGUAAAGCAGUAAAAAAGCAGUGUUUCUGCGCGAAUUAGAAUGACUUAAGUGUAAAUUUUAAGUGAAUUGAGUGUAAAGUGCAUGAGACAAGGGUUCAAGAUGUCGACGAGAUCGCAGAUAACGAAAGAUUUGAACGAAAGCAUCAAAUCUGUGCUGGGUCGACACACGAAAAUCCUCGUCAAGUACAUGGUAAAAUUGGAAUACAAGACUGAUAAGACGGAAAAUCGGGUGUUGGUUUUUACUCCCGUUCGUGUUUACCUGUUAACAGCAAAAGUUCCGACGCGCAUCGAUCAACAUUUCCAUUAUCUCGACAUCCAGGGCGUCGAGAGUAAAGUUUCGACGCGUUUCAGCAUCCAAACUACCGAAAAAACGUACAAUUUUUGCUCGAUUGGCGAUGCGGGGAACUUUGCGUCGAGUGCCGACGUCAUUUUGACGGAUUUGUCUUCCUCCAUCAAGCAAAUCUUCCCAACUGUGCCGCUGAAUUACAUCAUCAAGAAGAUCGUGAUCGAGCCAUGCGAGCGAAUUAGCAUCUUUUCAGACGAAUUACGCACGACAGACCCGAAAACUGUGGGUCCUUGCGGGGGAUUUAGCCAACAAUAUGCGUGUUUGUGCGAUUAUCAUGGCGUGCCAUACCGAGAGGAAGUUGCAUGGGACAUUGACACCAUUUACCUCUCACACGACAACAAAAUCUUGAAUUUGAAGGAUUUUGAUCAUUUGGAAUCAAAAGAUCUCAUGGCAAUCGUUUCCGUGUUGGAAUAUAAUACAUUUUUCCGCGGCUUGAAAAUCAAACAAACAAAAGUUUCCAGCGAGACAUUGGAUCGAAUUUUGCAUGUUCUGAAACGUUCAAUGUGGCUCGAGGAAUUGCAUUUGGAAGCGUUGGGCCUCAAAUCCGACUUUAUCCAUAAAUUAGCAUUGUCUGUGAUGUCAAAUAAAAAUUCUGCACUGCGAACCAUCGAUUUAAGUCACAACCCCAUCGAAGAUAAAGGUGCUACAUCGUUUAGUGUACUUUUUGGAAGAAUUAAACAAGGCGCUGUACAUUUGACCGGAUCAACAGCUCGCAUCUCCAAAGGCUUGUGUAAAUUAGCUUUAUCGCAUUGCGGUAUCACAUCGAAGGGCGUAAAUCAAAUCGCACAGUCACUGACACAAAAUCAAAGCAUUGCAAAUUCCCUUACGCAUCUCGAUUUGAGCGGAAAUAGCUUGAAAGAUGACAUUAAUAAUUUGUAUAAUUUUCUCGCACAACCGAACGUUUUGGAAGAAUUGGAUAUCUCGAGUACAGAUACGGCGUUGGAAAGUUUCUUUGGAGCACUUUUACGCGGAUGUUCGACUCAUUUGUGCCAUCUGAAUGUCUCGCACAACUAUUUCAGCACAAAAAAAGGAAAAGAAAUCCCACCAUCGUUCAAGCAAUUCUUCACGAGUACGCUUUGUUUGAAGCAUUUGAACAUUUCGCAUUGUAAAUUGCCGUUAGAAGCUCUCAAACACUUACUCCUCGGUCUCGCAUGUAACGAAUCAACAAUUGGCCUACAUUUGAAUUUAAGUUGUAAUAAUUUGGGUCCUGUUGGCGCUCAUGUACUUGAAUCCUGUAUUCAUGGCGUUCGGGUGUUGCAAAGUUUGGAUAUUAGUGAAAAUAAUUUGGAUGCUGAACUCGCAACUGUCAUAACUGCCAUCGGGAAGAACCCGUCAAUUCGUUGUCUUCGUAUGAACAAGAGCUUCCUCGGAAUGAAACCAAAGUAUUAUUCUGUCGUGAUGGAUGCACUCGUGAAUUUAGUGCAAAAAGACGAUAUUCCGUUGCAAGAAUUGGUUUUGAGUGAAAAUAAACUCAAAAAUGACUUGCAUAACUUCAUUAACGCCCUCGGCAGUAAUCAAACUCUUCAAAUACUCGACAUAAGUGGCAAUUUUAUGGGCGACAUUGGCGCUCGGUUACUCGCCAAAGCCCUUCAGAUCAACAAUAAGCUCAAAACAAUCUACAUGGAUCGCAAUAACGUCUCGUUACAGGGAUAUGCAGACAUUGUUUAUGCAUUAGAGAACAAUUAUUCCAUGCGCCAUAUCCCUUUCCCCUUGUUUGACAUCGCUCCAACGCUGAAAAAUCAUCCGGAACGAACAGAUGCCGUCAUGCGAAAAAUGCAGGAAUAUUUGCGACGUAAUUCGAUGGGUAUCAAACGUUCCAAUGGUCAAGGUUUCCGUUUGCAACAUGGAUUUUUGCUUUCUUCGACACAUCAAUUGAUCGAUAAACUCGUUUCUGAAACAAAUGAUUCCAUUUCGCUCAAACAAAACGAAUCGUCGACAGGAAUUCAAAGAUUGUUGGAAGAUGCGGAGAAUUGUAAACAACUUUUACCUCGUUUACAAGAAGCUGUUCGUGCUGAAACUCAUCCAAUCGAGAUGAAAAUGAAUUUAUUGACGCAAGAAUUGGGUCAAUGCAUCAAAAUUUAUCUGGAUGAGACGUUGGAAACGAUGAUUCGCACAGGAGUUGAACAAUGCCCGAAAACUUUGGGAAAUCCAACGACAAUUGCAGAACUACGAACGAGUUGUAAUGAUCGUUUGAACAUUUCCGACGAAUUUUUACAAGCUUGUGUCAUUCAAACAGCUGGAAGUGAAAUUAUUAACAAAGUCAACGAAAUUGAGCAAAAUAUGGCAUCAACAAUUGCUGAUCGGGCAACUGACGAAGUACUUGAAGCUCUGACAAGAUAUAAGCGUGGUUUGGGAAUCCCCGAGAACGAUAGUCCUUAUGACGAUACGCUCGUUUCUGACAUUGUAAGAAGUCAAUCGAGUCAUGAUGCAUUUAGUAUUAAUUCAAUGAAAAUCCGGGCAGCACAACUGCCUAUCAUUAAUUUGGGUUCGCCAACGCAAUUGGAGUAUUUGAAUCUGGCAACUCCGCAAUUACGUAACAAGGCUCGUCCCGCAUCGCGGAAGAUUCGCCCGCAAUCUGUUGUCGGAAUUGGCGUUACUAAUCUCAGUAUCGAUCAUAUUCCGCGAAUGUUGGAGAAUUUCCGUCGCGAUUCGAAGGAUUCUCAGGAAGAAAAUUGCGAUUCGAUCACGGAAUUGCCAAGUACGUCGCAACAGUUGCAGCAUUUGGUGAAAAAUCGCCCGAAAAAGGCGAAAACUCGAGCUCCAACGCGCCCUUUCCUUGCGGAAAAUGCAACACAAAGCAUCGGAGAAGGUUUGGAAGCGUUCUUUAGACCUGGAUCGACAACGCCGAGCACUUUGACGCCUGUUAUGUCUCCAACUUCCGAAGAAUGUACGUUCCCGAGCAUCGAUAGCCCGACGUUGAGUGCGAUGAGUCGUGAUGAAAACGGGCAUUUGAGUAACGUAACUUCCGGCGAAACAACUCCCAUAAUGGAUGAGAGAAAAGGAUGGACAACGCGUUCUCGUUCGACAGACAAUAUCGAAAAAUCGCCCGCAAUUGAUCGAAAAUCUCCUCGUCUAGUCAAAUUAGAAACAGUUGAUGGCCCGCAUUCGUUCAUAAGUUUGGAUCAUCGAGCAGCUUCGAAAAUUUCACCAAAUGAAGAUGCUCUGAGCGAAUUAAAUCAUAAAAUAAACAACAACGGGAUCUGUAAAACACCUUCUCGCCCUCGUCCUUGGAGCGUUGUCGGAAAUGAGUCAAAAGAUACGACAACGGGAAAUGAUUCGAGUCAUCACACAACGCCCGACGAGCUUGAUAACGACGUUGACGUCGUUCCUUUUGUCGGAAACACUCCAGGUAGCUCAAUUGUUGGCAUCUCACCCGGUUUGGCGCUUUCGGGAGGAGGAAGCGUUGUUGGUUUAGGCACUCCAGGAACAGCUUUUGAAAAACGCUCCGUGCGCGAUAUGGCAGCAAAUUUCCAAAAAUUAGAUACUGAUACAGUUUCGUAAACGAACAAAUUUUAGAGAGAAAUAGCACUCGAAGGAUAUUUGAAAAGGAAAAAAAUCGAAUUUAUUCAGUGUCAAUGUGUAUUUAGUCGUAAUGAACAGUAAAAUUAACUCAAAACGGAAAACGAAAGUGAAAAUUAGAAAAGUACAGUGCACGAAAGAUAAAAAUUAGUAAUUACCAAAAAAAAAGUUACUUUCCCCCUGCAAUUCUCACGGAAUUGAACGAAACAACACAAUCAUGAAUUAAUAACAUUUAAAAUUUAAUCAAUUAACAAUUCAAUCUAACAUAAUAUUUAAUGAAAAUCAAAAAAAAAAAAAUAUUUUAACAUAUUCUUCAAAUAAUCAAAAAAAACUGAAUAAUUCUUCUGAAUUAAUAACAAAGUAUUAAUCGAAACAUUACAUGCCAUACAUAAAUUUAAAUAUGUAGAUGACAAAAAAAAAUAUUUAAAAAGAAAAACUGCCAUUUCUUAACAAAAAAAAGUUAAAUGUUCUUGACGAUUUCGACUCAAAUGUUUAAAAAAAUGUAGUUUUUAGCAAACAUUCCCCAAAUUUGUCUGCCAAUUUUUCGUGAAACCAAAAAAACGUAUUUUUAUAUCAAUUUUAAUAAAAAAGUGAAUGUUUUUUGUAAUUCAAACGAACAAAAUUUUUUGAUGAUUUUUUCUUCGGAUGUAAGUUUUUG
Culicoides brevitarsis is the source of this 4534-nucleotide messenger RNA. RefSeq names its product F-actin-uncapping protein LRRC16A (gene LRR). The transcript has 17 exons. Gene Ontology annotation, molecular function: protein binding. NCBI's taxonomy places the organism in Eukaryota, Metazoa, Arthropoda, Insecta, Diptera, Ceratopogonidae. Gene Ontology annotation, cellular component: lamellipodium; plasma membrane. The record is from RefSeq and is a predicted model, not a curated record. Gene Ontology annotation, biological process: cell migration; regulation of Arp2/3 complex-mediated actin nucleation. Bases 94 to 3858 code for a protein of 1254 amino acids.